Trichechus manatus latirostris (Florida manatee) is the source of this 1957-nucleotide messenger RNA. It is a transcript of the gene PIGB, whose product is annotated as phosphatidylinositol glycan anchor biosynthesis class B. Gene Ontology annotation, molecular function: alpha-1,2-mannosyltransferase activity. The record is from RefSeq and is a predicted model, not a curated record. Gene Ontology annotation, cellular component: endoplasmic reticulum membrane. The coding region runs from base 104 to 1732 and encodes 542 amino acids. The transcript is spliced from 12 exons. NCBI's taxonomy places the organism in Eukaryota, Metazoa, Chordata, Mammalia, Sirenia, Trichechidae. Gene Ontology annotation, biological process: GPI anchor biosynthetic process.
GAGACCAAACCUAGUGGACAGAAGAGCAACCGCGCCGUCUGCUUCGCACGCCGGGUGAGGGUGGCGCUCAGGGACCUGCCGCGGGUCGCCGAGCAGGUGCAGGAUGGAGCAGGAGGGCGGCGACAGCAGCCUUUUCUUCCGCGGUCUCCAGAGCCGCUCCCACGAGAAGAUGAAGCUGCGAAAGAGAAAAUCGGCCUUGUACCUCAGUGCCGAGGAGGCGAGCGCCGGGCGCCGCCGGGAUCUUCUUGGUGAAAACAUUUACCUGGUCUUGUUUACUGUAGCUUUGAGAAUAUUUAACUGCUUUUUAGUUCAGACAAGUUUUGUUCCAGAUGAAUACUGGCAGUCUCUUGAAGUAGCACAUCACAUGGUUUUCAAUUAUGGUUAUUUGACCUGGGAGUGGACAGAAAGAUUGAGGGGUUACACUUACCCCUUAAUCUUUGCAAGCAUUUACAAGAUUCUGCAUCUUUUGGGGAAAGAUAGUGUUCAGUUGCUGAUCUGGGUUCCUAGACUCGCCCAAGCACUUCUGUCGGCCAUAGCAGAUGUGAGGCUUUACUCAUUAAUGAAGCAACUAGGAAAUCAGGAAACAGCAAGAUGGGUGUUUUUUUGCCAGUUGUGCUCUUGGUUCACGUGGUAUUGCUGUACCAGAACUCUCACAAACACCAUGGAAACGGUUCUGACUAUCAUUGCUCUUUUCUACUAUCCUUUGGAAGGGUCAAAGUCUGUCAACAGCGUCAAGUACUUGUCCCUGCUGGCACUGGCCUUCGUAGUUCGCCCCACAGCUGUCAUUCCAUGGAUACCUCUGCUCUUCAGACACUUCUGGCAAGAACACAGAAAGCUUGAUCUUAUUCUGCAUCAUUUUUUACUUGUAGGAUUUGUCACUUUGGGUUUGUCUCUGAUAAUUGAUCGUAUUUUUUUUGGUCAAUGGACUUUGGUUCAGUUUAAUUUUUUGAAAUUUAAUGUGCUUCAAAAUUUGGGAACAUUUUAUGGUUCUCAUCCGUGGCACUGGUACUUCAGUCAAGGAUUUCCAGUUAUCUUGGGAACUCACUUACCCUUCUUUAUUCACGGCUGCUUUCUAGCCCCUAAGAGGUACCGGAUACUUUUGGUGACUGUGCUGUGGACAGUGCUUGUUUAUAGCAUGUUGAGCCACAAAGAAUUCAGGUUUAUCUAUCCAGUUUUACCAUUUUGUAUGGUGUUCUGUGGACACUCACUGAACCACCUGAAGGUGUGGAAGAAACCAGCUGGAAGUUUCCUGUUUUUAUCAAACAUGCUCCUCGCCCUCUACACGGGGCUAGUUCACCAGCGAGGUACCCUUGAUGUCAUGAGUCACAUUCAAGAACUCUGUUCCAACAGUCAUAAUACAUCAUCUUCAGCGUCAGUAUUUUUAAUGAUGCCUUGCCACUCGACUCCUUAUUACAGCCAUGUUCACUGCCCACUUCCAAUGCGAUUUCUCCAGUGUCCCCCAGACCUGACUGGAAAAAGUCAUUAUCUUGAUGAAGCAGAUGUAUUUUACCUAAAUCCCUUAAACUGGCUAUAUAAAGAGUUUCACAGUGAUUCGUCAUUGCCUACUCACUUGAUCAUCUUUAGUGUUUUGCAGGAGGAAAUAAAUGCUUUCCUCAUUUCAAACAACUAUGAGAGGACUGCUGUAAUCUUCCACACUCACCUGCCAGAAGGUCGGACUGGAAGUCACAUAUACAUCUAUGAGCGGAAAUUAAAAGGAAGACUCAGCAGCUGAAAUUCUGAACUGUGCUUAGAUCUUUCCCAGAGAAACUGACGUUGCUGGGUGGAAAUAUUCAGAUGUUACUUAGAUACUUCAGUAAACACUGGGCAAGAUUCAUGGAACUAACACAAAACCACUGUGAACAGCUUUACCAAAUAGCACUACCUAGGAAAUGUACACAAUGUCACAAAGUAUAAAAUCACAACGCCAGAUUGUAAAUAAAGACCUUUAGUUUUCCUC